Papaver somniferum (opium poppy) is the source of this 4603-nucleotide messenger RNA. RefSeq lists its product as uncharacterized. The record is from RefSeq and is a predicted model, not a curated record. The transcript is spliced from 11 exons. Bases 230 to 2248 code for a protein of 672 amino acids. Lineage: Eukaryota; Viridiplantae; Streptophyta; Magnoliopsida; Ranunculales; Papaveraceae. Gene Ontology annotation, molecular function: GTP binding.
CAUUUCUGAGAAGACUUUUCGCACAAAAACUCUUCUUAUUCCUAAAUUCAUUUCUUCCUUUCUUGAAUAUCGGCGUAGGGUUUAACAGAGGGUUAAGCUACGAGAAAUUAGGGCAGAAAUGUUGCUUAUUCUGUGAAUACGAUCAUUCCAUUUAUGCGCGAUUUACAUCUCAGACUAGGGUUUAUUCUCUAUUUCGCGAUUCUCAGAAGAUUUUAAAGGGAGUUACACAAUGUCUGAAGAACCAAGAUCAAAGCACAAAAAGCUCUAUAGAAAAGUGAAAUUUGCAGUUGGGAAAUCAAAAGUGUCUGACAGAGGAUUUGAAGAGACUGGAAAUCCUAAAAAGAGGAAUGAAAACAGUAAAUAUGAGAGGAAUUCUUCUUAUUCUGAUGCUGAAGUGAACGGAAAUAGUGAAAACAAGUAUUCUAGGUCAAAUUCCAGAGAUACAAAUUUCGUGCGACUUACGACUGAAAAACCUGGGUUUAAUUCAAAGAGAGUGUAUGGUGAUAGAGAUAACAAAGAAGAAGGGAAUAGGAAUAAAUCAUUUACGCCCAGAAAAGGCUGGAAAAAAUUUAACGAUGACGAAAUGUAUGAUAGGAAGAAACUGUAUGAUAAGAAAACCAGUGAAAGAAAAGAAUUUGGGCAGGGUGGUAAUACAAGGAGAGAUGGAAAUGGGUAUUCAAAAUUUGGUGGUAGAAGUUCUCCUGCUAGAGUUGAAGGUCGAUUUAGAAAUGAAGAGGGUUCGGAUAAUAAGAGAAAUAGGGAGUUUAGAUCUUCAAGAGGUGAUGUUGGAAGGGACGAUUCGAGUUUUGAUGGGAACCGUUCAAGUCGUAGAGUUGAGAGUAAGUUUAGAAAUGAUAAUGGGAAUGACAAUAGAUUGAGGCCAAGAGAGACGCUAGCAUUUAAAAGGGUUGCUGUCGGAGCUGAAUUUGGUGGUAGAAGUUCUCCUAGUAGAGUGGAAGGUCGAUUUAGAAAUGAGGAGGAUUCAGAUGGUAAUAAAAGAGAGUUUAGAUCCUCAAGAGGCGAUGUUGGAAGGGAGAAUUCGAGUUUUGGUGGGAAACGUUCGAUCCGUAGAGAUGAAAGUAAACUUAGAAAUGCUGAUGUUAAUGAUAAUAAAUGGAGGUCACGAGAGAAGCCAACAUUUAAGCGGGUAGCUACCAGAGCUGAAGGUGGGAAAGAGGGGUUUAAGAAUAAAAACUCUGACUUGGCUGCGCAAGUGAUUGAGAAGUAUGGUAAUAAGCAGCAAGCUGAGGCUGCUGAGAGUCUUCAAAAGGCUGAAAAGAGAUUUUUACGAUACAAGAAAGAUAAGGAGAACGCGGCUGAGGCGAGGGUUGUGAAGCCAAAGAAAACAAAGAUGGGCAUCCAUUCACUUGAUAUUUCAAAUAAACGUACUGAUGAUAGUGUUUCUGCUGAUGGUGAUACAGUGGAGAAGAAAGUUGAUGUACAAAAAGACGUUGAAUUAUCACAAAAUGCACAGUUCCGUGCAAUACAACCCAGCCCCUCCAUCCUUAAAUUUGUGGAAGAUAAUUUCUUGGGCCGUAGAAGGUUGGUUGAAUUUCAGAGAGCAGGAUACAACAUUGAACUCCCUGCUCCUCUAGAUAAUGUGCCGUUUUCUACAAGUACCGAAAGAGAACGAAUUGGAGAAUCUGCAUUUAGGAAUAAAUUGGAUUUCUUUGCUGCUGCAAAGGUGUCUUCUUCAUUUCCACCUGUUGACCUUCCAGAGAUUGCAUUCGCUGGAAGGUCAAAUGUUGGGAAAUCAUCGUUACUUAACGCACUUACAAGGCAGUGGGGAGUGGUGCGAACGUCUGAUAAGCCCGGGCAUACUCAGACAAUCAACUUCUUCAACCUCGGAAAAAAGCUGGCCUUGGUUGAUUUACCUGGAUAUGGUUUUGCUUAUGCAAAAGAGGAAGUUAAGGAUGCGUGGGAGGAGCUUGUUCAGGAGUACGUAUCUACCCGAGUGGGUUUGAAGCGUGUAUGCCUUCUUAUUGACACUAAGUGGGGCAUGAAGCCAAGGGAUCACGAGCUUAUUGAUUUGAUGGAAAGAUCGGAAACAAAUUACCAAAUUGUAUUGACCAAGACUGAUGUGGUUUUCCCGAUUGAUGUUGCACGCCGUGCCAUGCAGAUUGAGAAUACUCUCAAGGCAAACAAGUCUCUGGUUCAACCUGUGAUGAUGGCAAGUUCCCAGACUGGAGCUGGAAUCCGAUGCUUAAGAACUGUCCUUUCCAAGCUCAGCCGAUUGCCCAAACUAUAAAAUGUUUUGAGAGGUAUUCAUUUUCAGUUGUCUAAUCUUGUACCUACGUUGGUGUCGUAAAUGCUGGGUCAAGUGAUCCCCCCUGGCCAUGGAAAAGGGUAUUCAAUUUGUUCACCCAUCUCAAUUGAGAUGGCAUCAAUAAUAUCAGCCUCCAUUUUUCAUUAUCAGUAUCCUGUUUUACUACUUUGAAAAGGCUUAACUGAAAAGUUAACUACACCGGAUCGAUGUUCAAGUUCGUGAAUGGAACUAGGAGGUUUGGACUGGAGACCACAAGUUGCAUUUGCAAUGGUCACUAUUAGUGAGUGGAAUGAAAUCCUUUAUAAUAGUCCACCUUGGAUCUUCGGGGAGAACAUAGAUUCAUAGAAUAUGUCGUAUAGUGGUGGAUUAGUUAGGGAGGGAAAACGUGGUAGGUUGUUAGUUGAAAUCCAAAUCACCUACCACACAGUACAGCGGCCACUAAUCACGAUAGCAUUAUUAGUUUUAUUUGCAGAUUUUGAUUGGUCUUGACCUUGCACUUGACAAGUGAAGUAAAAAAGUCUUAUAAUGCAACUACGCGAGACAGCAAAGACAACGUCACGGAUCGAACAAGGACCCAGUCUAUAAUAGUUGCGAGUGACAACACCUUGAGAAAAAGAAGGUUGUGGCAAUUAGACAAGGGUUAACGUUUCAAAUUUUGAUCGUCCUUGAUCUCAUAGAUUUUACUUCUAAAUAGACUCACUGUAGGACGUUUUAUGGUAACCCUUAUCCGCUAAGGAUGUUCUAUCUAUCAUCUAUGUGACACGAACCCUAAAUGAAAGUAGUUUACCUGUCUUUCUCUAACUUGCAUUUUAAAUUUCCUCUCUUUUGAAUUUAAGUCCAAAGUCCACAAAGUCCCACAUUACAUCAAUUCAGAAUACCGUCUACUAACUCUUCCUUGUCUGAGAUCGAUAAUAAUUUCAGAAAGGGACUUGUUUUUUUCUCUGUGAUAUUGGGUACCACUAAUCCAUUAUCAAAUGAUAUUCACUGGUUCCAGUAAAAACAUCCAUCCUCAUCAUCACUAUAACUAAAUUUAUUAUCUUGUCAAAGGUUGUGGGAUCCAGCAAAUUAUUAAUUAUGGUUCAGAUUAAUUAAAAUGAUGCGUGUGUCCGCAGCAAGCAAAAAGUAUUUGUUCUCUUCUGCUAGCAGCCCCGUCCGGAGUACUAUAUUUUCCCAUCCAUCAAUCAAGCAAAACGUCAUCACUUAAUCUCGGUGACGAAUUAGCCUUUGGUUCAGUUGUGGUACCAUUAGCUAAUUGAUAAGGAAUUUUGUGUUCCUUCGUUAGUCUAGUCUUUGGCGGCAUCAUCUUUAUCGAAAUGUUUUCAUUUCUGAUAGAAAUUUGAGUUUUAUAACGAGAAUGUGUCACCAAAAUAUUAGCUUUAAAUAUAUUGUCGCUUGCGUUUUACAGAAAAAAUAGCAUCACCAUAUCGACCGUGUUAUCCAAUCCCGAACAUGAGAAAAAAAAAAACAUCAUAAAACCUCUAAUCAGAUUACAUUAAACUCUAAUCAUUAGAUCAAAUUUGAUCAAACUUUGUCAACGGUAUUUGAUGUGUAAGAUAAACGAAACACGGUUAUGACUUAUUCAUUAAAAAAAACAUUAUUCUGGAGUCAAAUAAUGCCGUCGUCCUACUCCAUUUUCUCUUUCUCUAAAUAACCCAACUUUUUUGUGUCCAAGCUCCGAAGAGAAAAUACCAACCCCAACGAAUUAACUCAACCACCACCACUCUCAGAGAAAAAGGAGCCUCCCAUCCUCCUCUUCUUCUUCACCAUUUUUCUCUGAGAAGAAUUUGUUAAGAAACUCAAAAAUGUGCCCACUUAGGAUCAUAUUGAUUUUUCUGUCCGCAACACUAGCUGGAUUUUUUGUUUUGAGAAACUUAAAAAACACCCCUAUAGAUUUUGAAGAAACUUACAAUAACAAUAAUGUGGACGAGGAUGAAUCAGAAUCAGAAUCAUCUUCUGUUCCUCGAUCAAAGAAGGUUCUGUCUGCAAUUGGUUCUGGGUUUUGGACAUGUGUUGAUAUGGCAAGUGGAAGGUAUUUAUGGAGGCAUUUAGGACCAUCAUCUAAACAGUCGUGAUCAUCUUCUUUCUUGUUUAGGUCUGUUUCCUGGCUUUUUUUUGGGCGUGUGUUUGUGAUGAUUGACGAUUAUAAUAGUAAUCUCUUUUGUAAAAAGAAAAAAAAUUAGGAUAAAAUUUAAUGAAUGGGGGAAAAUGAGUCAAUCUGUGUUUGUGGUGUGGAAAAUCACAUGGAUUUUUCUGUAAUGGUGGUGUUUCUUGUCUGUAUGUUAACAAAUUCUUCCAGUAACAUCUUGGAAAUUUUACAUGAAAAAAAAUGAUCCUUUA